Molecule: messenger RNA, 285 nt
Organism: Darwinula stevensoni
Lineage: Eukaryota; Metazoa; Arthropoda; Ostracoda; Podocopida; Darwinulidae
Source: the annotation of a GenBank genome assembly
AUGGAGAAUCUCCGCUACAUGCUACUCAAGCACGAUCCUUUGAAACCUGUUUACUUUGGCUGUCGUUUCCACGGUUUCAUGAGUGGAGGAGCAGGAUAUGUGCUGAGCCGUGAAGCGGUGACGAGACUAGUGGAGAAGGCAUUGCCGAAUCCCAAGUCCUGUCCUCUUCGCGGGGAAGCUGAAGAUGUGUCCAUCGGUGAGUGCCUGGCGGCAGUGGGAGUGGAAGCGGGCGAUUCCCGAGACGAGUUGGGUCGCUGGCGUUUCUUCCCUUUCACUCCAGAGACG